AUGAAGUACGUUCUUGUGUCCGGAGGCGUCAUCUCCGGCAUCGGGAAGGGUAUGACCGCUUCCUCGACCGGUCUGCUGCUGAAAAGUCUGGGCCUGAAGAUAUGUCAACCGAACACUACCGCCAUCAAGAUCGACCCCUAUCUAAACAUCGAUGCCGGGCUUAUGAAGCCGACCGAGCACGGCGAGUGCUUCGUGCUCGACGAUGGCGGCGAGGUCGAUCUGGACCUGGGAAACUACGAACGCUAUCUCAACAUCACCUUGACUCGAGAGAACAGCAUCACGACGGGAAAGGUGUAUCAACAUGUCAUUGAACGGGAAAGAAGAGGAGACUAUCUUGGAAAGACGGUACAGGUGGUCCCCCACCUGACAAAUGCAAUCCAGGACUGGAUUGAGAGGGUUGCGCGGAUCCCGGUCGAUGAUUCCAACGAAGAGCCCGACGUUUGUAUCAUCGAGCUCGGCGGUACAGUCGGUGACAUUGAGAGUGGACCGUUUAUCGAAGCCUUGGUGCAACUUCGAAGAAGAGCCGGUCCACACAAUUUCUGCCAGAUUCAUCUCUCUUGGGUGUUCAUGAUCAACGAGGAGCAGAAGACUAAGCCCACACAGGCAGCCUUCGCGGAUGCACGCAAAGCUGGUUUUGCGCCUGAUCUGAUCGCCUGUCGUUGCGAGGACCCGCUCGCUGACGCGACCAUCCGAAAAAUCUCGGAGAACUGCCAUAUCGCCCAAAGUCAGAUCAUUAGCGUACACAACGUCGAAUCGACUUAUCGCGUUCCCAUGCUCCUGGAGCAACAAGGCCUGCUCACCGUACUCAAGAGACUCUUCGACCUUGAAUCCUACCCCAUCUCCAAACCGUUGAAGGAAAAAGGCGAACGGCUGUGGAAGGACUGGAAAGCCCUGACAACGUCACAGAACCGGUUUCUAGAAUCCGAAAUAGUCACCAUUGCUUUAGUGGGCAAAUACAUCAGCCUCCACGACUCCUAUUUGUCGGUCAUCAAAUCUCUCGAACACAGCGCCAUGGCUUGCCACCGCAAGCUGGAUAUUGUUUGGAUUGACGCGAGUGACCUAGAAAAGGCAACUAUGGAGUCCUCUCCGAAAUCCUAUCACAAGGCAUGGCACCAACUGUGCACAGCUGAUGGUGUCCUGGUCCCUGGUGGAUUUGGCCAUCGUGGCACAGAAGGUAUGAUCGCCGCGGCGAACUGGGCGCGCACCAAACCAAAACCCUACCUGGGUAUCUGCCUCGGCAUGCAGAUUGCCGUCAUCGAAUAUGCUCGCAAUGUGUGCGGACUUGGCGAAGCACACUCUGUCGAGUUGGAUGCACGUACCCCAGAUCCCGUGGUCAUCUUCAUGCCGGAGAUUGACAAGACGACGAUGGGUGGGAACAUGCGGUUGGGUCUCAGACCAACACUUUUCCAGGAGGGCAGCGAGUGGUCCCGGCUGCGAAAAUUAUACAACAAUGCCCCGAGCGUCCACGAGCGACACCGCCACAGAUACGAAGUCAACCCUGAAUACGUCGAGCGCCUCUCGGAGGCAGGCAUGUCGUUCAUCGGCAAAGACGACAAAGGGGAACGGAUGGAGAUCGUUGAGCUCAAAGACCAUCCCUUCUUCGUUGGCGUCCAAUUUCAUCCCGAGUACCUGAGCAGGGUGCUUCAACCGAGCCCGCCGUACUUGGGUUUCGUCGCGGCAAGUGCAGGCCUCUUGGAGCAGGCUACUGCUGCAGUGGCACGCAAAGCCCAGCAGGUCGCAGGGGCUGGCGGCUAUACCGACGUCACCAGUGUCUUGGCCAGUGAGCUGCACAAAGUCUCCCUUCCCGGAUCAGGCUCUGGAUUUUAG
Capronia epimyces CBS 606.96 is the source of this 1827-nucleotide messenger RNA. RefSeq names its product CTP synthase. Lineage: Eukaryota; Fungi; Ascomycota; Eurotiomycetes; Chaetothyriales; Herpotrichiellaceae. The coding region runs from base 1 to 1827 and encodes 608 amino acids. Gene Ontology annotation, biological process: CTP biosynthetic process; pyrimidine nucleobase biosynthetic process. The transcript has 4 exons. Gene Ontology annotation, cellular component: cytoophidium; cytoplasm. The record is from RefSeq and is a predicted model, not a curated record. Gene Ontology annotation, molecular function: identical protein binding; CTP synthase activity.